UCAAAAUCAACAUUGUCAUCUUCUUCCUCUUAGAGCAAACUCAUACGAAGUUAUAAACACAUAUAUACAUUACACAUCUAUUUAAAGAUGAUAUGCGAAGAGGCAUAUCAGUAUCAACAACUCCAUGCACAAAAUGAUCACAUGAUGACAAUGAUGAUGAUGGACUUGAGCCAAUCACCACUCUCAUCACCCAUAUUAUCAAACAAUACUGACAACAAUGAGGAAGAGAGGCUAGAGGAUGUGAAUUUGAGUUGCAUGGCAUUACAAUCUCUCCCAAAUCAUUUCCUCAAUUUGGGAAUUAUUUGCAAGCUUGAUCUCUCCAACAAUCAUAUCAAGAAAAUACCAGAAUCUCUAACAGCGAGAUUACUUAACUUGAUAUCAUUAGAUAUUCACUCAAACCAGAUCAAAGCUCUUCCAAACUCCAUUGGUUGUCUCUCUAAGCUCAAGAUCCUUAAUGUCUCCGGCAACUUUCUCGUUUACCUCCCCAAAACUAUUCAAAAUUGCAGGUCACUCGAAGAACUAAACGCCAACUUCAACGAGCUGAUUAGACUACCAGACUCAAUCGGGUUAGAACUAACCAACCUAAGGAAGCUCUGCGUCAACUCAAACAAGCUCAUCACCCUACCAACCUCCAUCACCUACCUCACUUCCCUCCGUGUCCUCGACGCUCGUCUCAACUGCCUAAUGAUCCUCCCCGAGGACCUCGAGAACCUCAUCAACCUCGAGAUCCUCAACGUCAGCCAAAACUUCCAGUACCUCACCGCGCUCCCAUCUUCCAUCGGCCUUCUCAUGAACCUCCUUGAGCUAGACAUCAGCUACAACAAGAUCACGGUCUUGCCCGAGUCCAUCGGAUGCAUGAGGCGGCUGAGGAAGCUGAGCGCUGAGGGAAACCCGAUCGUGUCCCCACCGAUAGAGGUGGUGGAGCAGAGCUUGCAGGCGGUGAGGGAGUAUCUGAGCCAGAAGAUGAACGGUAGGCUGGUGAACGCAUCGCCGAAGAAGAAGUCGUGGGGGUUCCGUAAACUGGUGAAGUAUGGAACGUUCAAUGGAAGAUCAAGGGCUUGGACUAGGGAAGAGAGAGAAGGGCUGAUAAUGCCUGAGUACCGUCCCAUUGAUAUCUUGGCUUCGAAUAGGUUCCCUGGUAUCUCACCUCGGAGUAUCUUCUCUCCAAGAACCUAUUUCAGCAGAUAAGUAUAACGCAGGCAG
Messenger RNA from Brassica napus (rape), 1203 nucleotides. Its product is annotated as plant intracellular Ras-group-related LRR protein 7-like. The coding region runs from base 88 to 1188 and encodes 366 amino acids. Lineage: Eukaryota; Viridiplantae; Streptophyta; Magnoliopsida; Brassicales; Brassicaceae. The record is from RefSeq and is a predicted model, not a curated record. The transcript has 3 exons. Gene Ontology annotation, molecular function: protein binding.